Molecule: messenger RNA, 1554 nt
Organism: Cladophialophora psammophila CBS 110553
Lineage: Eukaryota; Fungi; Ascomycota; Eurotiomycetes; Chaetothyriales; Herpotrichiellaceae
Product: COP9 signalosome complex subunit 2
Exons: 2
Coding region: 1-1554 (517 amino acids)
Biological process (GO): protein deneddylation
Cellular component (GO): COP9 signalosome
Source: RefSeq, a predicted model, not a curated record
AUGUCUGACGAUGAUGACUUUAUGCAAGAAUCUGACCCAGAGCAAUAUGACUUUGAAUACGAGGACGAUGAUGACCUGGGCGGCGACGACGCCUCCGUCGACAUCGAAAACAAAUACUACAACGCCAAACAACUCAAAGCCGACAACCCGGCCGAGGCGAUUGAAGAGUUCCUCGGUGUGCCCGCCCUAGAAGAGGAAAAAGGUGAAUGGGGAUUCAAGGGCCUCAAACAAGCGAUCAAGUUGGAAUUCGCGCUGGGGAGAUACGACGACGCGGUGCAACAUUACAAAGAGCUGUUGACGUAUGUAAGGUCCGCGGUGACGAGGAACUACUCUGAAAAAUCCAUCAACAAUAUGCUCGACUACAUUGAAAAGGUGGCCGGUCAGCCUGCCGCAGGCGGAGGCUCAGGUGCACGUGCGAGCAAGGGCGACAAGGAGACAACGGCGUACAAGUCCAUGGAAGAGUUUUACCGCUUGACGCUUGAUACUUUCCAGAGCACAAACAACGAGAGACUGGCCCUCAAGACGAAUCUGAAAUUGGCCAAGUUGUAUCUCGACAAAAGAGACUACAGUCAGCUGAGCAACAAGGUCAGAGAGAUCCACCAGGCGUGCCAGAGGGAAGAUGGCACAGAUGAUCCGGGUAAAGGGACGUAUUCGCUCGAGGCAUAUGCGCUCGAGAUCCAGAUGUACGCAGAGAUGAAGAACAACAAGCGUCUCAAGUCUCUGUACCAGAAGGCUCUCACCGUUCGGUCUGCGGUGCCACAUCCCAAGGUCCAAGGUAUCAUCCGAGAAUGCGGUGGGAAGAUGCACAUGAGCGAAGAAAAUUGGAAGGAGGCGCAAAGCGACUUCUUCGAGUCAUUCAAGAACUACGAUGAAGCGGGGUCCAUGCAGAGGAUCCAGGUCCUGAAAUACCUUGUGCUUACAACAAUGUUGAUGAAGUCGACCAUCAACCCCUUUGACUCACAGGAGACGAAACCUUACAAGAACGAUCCUCGCAUUUCGGCAAUGACAGACCUGGUGGACGCCUAUCAGUGCGACGACAUUCACCGCUACGAAUCCAUCCUCAAGGAGAACCAGGAUCUGCUGGCCGAUCCGUUCAUUGCCGAGAAUAUCGACGAAGUCAGCCGGAACAUGCGUACAAAGGCCGUCCUGAAGCUGAUUGCACCGUACAGCCGCUUCACGCUCCAAUUUAUCUCAAAGCAUAUCAAGAUCCCCGUCAGCGAGGUCCAAGAUAUUCUAGCCGUCUUGAUUGUGGACAAGAAACUGCAAGCGAAGAUCAAUCAGGAAAAUGGAACCGUUUUAGUGGAAGAUGCUCAUGCGGGUGACACGCAGCACUUGAACCAGCUUCAUGAUUGGACCUCGGCUGUUGAAAACUUGUGGUCGGCGUUGUUCAGCGAGGGCGAUGGGUUCAAGCUCGAAGACGCCCAGGGCGGUGCCUCAUUCUCAGGCGUGAAUUUAAUGGGCUUCGAAGCGGGCGGGCCGAUCCCAAGCCGGGGACCUGGGCGUCGGGGUGGUGGACGCGGUCGGGGAGGCGGGAAGCUAGCUGCUCCAAUAUGA